Ectocarpus sp. CCAP 1310/34 is the source of this 4028-nucleotide messenger RNA. Lineage: Eukaryota; Phaeophyceae; Ectocarpales; Ectocarpaceae. The record is from the annotation of a GenBank genome assembly.
GCUCUACUCUGCUUCUUUCCAGCCCUCCGAGAUUCAUACGAAUUGUUGGUUGACUUCGGGUUCUUCCUCCGCGGGCGGUCUGCCUCCACUGCCGGUAGGCUACGUGGAAGUGACCCAUCAGUCCAGUAAGUAAGAGACAGACCUCCUUCCCGGAUCUCUCGAGAUUCCGCCAGGCAGAAGGAACGGAGGGAAGCGGCGCAAAGCUGCUGCUGCACACGUAACCGUGGGCCUGUAAUUUUUCGGCGUUUGUGGGAAGGCGACCUUUAUCCCGCCCGCAAUUAACAAGGGAGCGCAGCUGACUGCUGCCGGUGCGGCACAUGCCCACCGCCAUGUCGAAAGUCGAGGAAGAUGACCACGUGGAGAUGACUUCUGGACACGGGAAGGAAGAGGUGGCCCAGCUCAAUGGCUCAGGUGCACAGAAAAGCAGUUCCAGCGUUGCGGGCGCCAUGAGUGACAUGGUGGCAAAGGACAAGCUUUUGGCGCUCGUCGGCUCGGCACAGGAACAAGAAGAAAACAGAAAACGAUUGGAUGAAACUUUUAACGGAACAACGGGACUGGCUAAAAGCCUCAGAGUCGACCUAAGCCAGGGGCUAGCUACGGAACAGGUGGAACUCCUGCGGGAAGCGUACGGGGCCAACGCUUUUCCGGAGAUCCCGAUGAAGAGUUUCUGCAUGCUGUUCGCGGAGGCGUUCAACGACACUAUUCUUCUGGUGCUGAUCGCGGCCGCCGUCGUAUCGCUCAUCAUCGGGAUCAUUGAUCACCCCGACGUCGGAUGGAUCGAUGGAGUCGCGAUUCUCAUCGCCGUGCUUAUCGUGGCUCUGGUGACGGCUGGCAACGACUACAGCAAGGAGCUGCAGUUCCGUGCGUUGGAGAAGACUUCGGAGGAGGGUAUUCGGGUCAUGGUGCUGAGGGACGGUGCUUCGCAGCUGGUACAUCCCGAGGCACUCGUCGUGGGCGACGUUGUGAUUAUGAAACCCGGGGACGGCAUCCCCGCGGACGGCCUGCUCUUCGCCGGAGAGGGGGUUAAGAGCAACGAGUCGGGACUUACGGGAGAGCCUGACGACCUCACCAAGCGGGCGGAAGCCGACUGCUUCCUCUACAGCAGCUGCAUGCUGACCGAGGUCGGUCAAAGCGCCGACUGCAAGAUGAUGGUGCACUCGGUGGGAGAGCAGUCCCAGUGGGGCCUCAUCAGGGCCACCCUCGUGUCGGAGCCGCAACAGACGCCUCUGCAGGAGAAGCUCGACAACAUGGCCAAACUCAUCGGGUACAUCGGGGUGGCCUUCGCGGUGGCCACCUUUACCGCCCUCGUUGUGAUGAUCUGGGCCAAGCACGACGGCGAUGAGGUUCUGGAGAGGGUGGUCGAGGCUUUCAUCAUCGGUGUCACCAUCGUGGUGGGGCUUCCCCUUGCCGUUACGAUUUCGCUGGCGUACUCGACGAGAAAGAUGUACAAGGACCAGAACCUCAUCCGCGUGCUGGCCGCGUGCGAGACCAUGGGGAACGCCACCAACAUCUGCUCAGACAAGACCGGAACCCUUACGGAGAACCAGAUGACCGCCGUGGAGGGGUGGUUCUCGGACAAGAUUGUCCGUGGCGCUGACAUCAAGCGGGCGCAGUCGUUGUCGCCAUCGUCGCUCGACCUGGUGUCGCAGAACAUCGCCAUCAACCGCUCCUGUACUGUUCGGUUCAAGGACGAGAACGGAGACGAGCUGCACAAGCCCAAGGUGAUCGGUAGCGCCACGGAGGGGGCCCUGGUCAUCCUCGCUGCGGAGUGGGGCUUCAAUGCGGCCAACGUCAAAGACACGUUCUUCAACUCGGAACGCGACUGCGAGUACCCAUUCAACUCUGCCAAGAAACGGUCGAGCGUUCUCAUCACCAACCCGGACGGAACCCUGCGCCUCUACAGCAAGGGGGCAAGCGAAACGAUUCUUGCGGACUGCACGCGCCACUCGACUCAAUCUGGGGAGAUCGUGGACAUGACGCCGGAGAAGCGCCAGGAGCUCGAGGGUCUCAUCUUGAGCAUGGCCAACAAUGCCCUCCGUACCCUAUGCCUGGCGCACAUGGACUACGCCUCAACGAGCGAUCUCGACGAGGGCUACGAGAUUGACAGCCCUGAUGCGGACACGAUGGUGCUGGACGCUGUGGUGGGCAUCAUGGAUCCUCUCCGCGGAGAUGUGACGGAGGCCGUAGCGACUGCGCAGAGUGCCGGUGUCAUGGUGCGAAUGGUCACGGGCGACAACAUCAACACCGCCAAGGCUAUCGCCAAGGAGUGCGGGAUCUACGACCCUGACUACGGGGUUGCCCUCGAGGGACCGGACUUCCGGGCCAUGUCUCCGGCACAGGUGGAUGAGGUCCUCCCCCGACUUCAGGUGCUGGCACGCUCCUCUCCCAAUGACAAGUACCUGCUUGUGACACGGCUCAACGGCAACGGAAUACCCGCCAAUGAGGAGGAGUGGAGGAACUUGCACGACAAGGACGGGGACCUCGGGCUGUCCUGGGACGCGCACAAGGACCUGCUGCUCCCCGGAUACAAGGAGGAGUGGAAGCGCCAGAACAAGUCGGGCGAGGUUGUGGGCGUGACCGGCGACGGCACUAACGACGCGCCCGCCCUUAAGGCGGCGGACGUGGGUCUUUCCAUGGGAAUCACCGGGACGAAAGUGGCCCAAAACGCGUCCGACAUAGUCAUCCUGGAUGACAGGUUCUCUUCCAUUGUGAGGGCUAUCAUGUGGGGCCGGGGGGUGUACGACAACAUCCGCAAGUUCCUUCAGUUCCAGUUGACCGUCAAUGUGGUGGCUCUUCUGAUCGUGUUCAUCGGGGCUCUCUCCGGCAAGGACCCCCCCCUCAACCCCCUCAUGAUGCUCUGGGUCAACCUCAUCAUGGACACCAUGGGCGCCCUGGCGCUGGGUACGGAGGCACCGACGCUUGCACUGCUGGACCGCCGCCCCUACAAGCGGAACGCCCCGCUCAUCAGCAGGCCCAUGUUCCGCAACAUCAUGGUCCAGUCCACCUUCCAGCUUAUCCUGCUGCUGUGGCUCCUGUACGACAUCCACACUCUGUUCCCCGGUGUCCAGAAGGACAACGCGUGCAAGGCUUGGGACAUCGGGGGGGAGGACGGCAGGGAGAUUGCCGGAUUGUAUUGCCAGGAUUACACGGACUAUGUGGAAAACACAUGCACGGAUGCGAGAGAGUACAUUUGUUAUGAUGAGUUCUUCGACACCUCCGGCGACUUCUUCACGAACGACGAGGACGUGGACACGUUCUACGACGAUUGUGACAUGGAGUGUAGCAAGAACGACUACACACACUACACCAUCCUGUUCAACGCGUUCGUGUUUUGCCAAGUCUUCAACGAGCUGAACGCCAGAUCCAUCUUCGACGAUUGGAACAUUUUCAGGGGGUUGCACAAUAACCCCCUUUUCGCUGCGGUGAUUGUUGUUACCGUCAUUCUCCAGUUUUUGAUCGUGGAGAUGGGUGCAGAGUUUACCAAGACCGCUCACCUGAGCAGCAAGGAGUGGCUCGUAACGGUCGCCCUGGGAGCGAUCGCGUUACCCCUCGGGGUAUUUAUGCGUUUCAUCCCCGAAAAUCCGUCCAGCUUUUGCGGGUAUGCCACCCCGAAAGAACAACGACUCUCGUCUGCUGCUCCAGGAGGUGCCCCACACGUGUGAGGUGUUUGAUACUUGUAGUAUUGGUUGCGGUCGUCUCUCUCUGUUGGGGAAGUUAUCUACCGCGGUACGAUGUUUGGGCACGAGUCUGGUGGCGUGGGUGGCAGCACUCUCGCGGAUGUUUGGAUGAAUGCCUUGAAGUCGUCGUUCCUUACAUGAUGAAGGUUGUUGUUUGAGUUGUUUGACCCUGGGGGGGGUGAUGACGACGCAGACAGUCGUGCCCGCAUGAGGUGUUUCGUGGAGAGAUGAGAUGAGGUCGAGGCUGGGCGGGCGGGCGCACGCGCGCACGCACCGAAACGUGUACAGCGCUUCGGGUCAGGUCAGUUUAGGAUAGGACGUCUGUUUUGCUCACCAUUUUAUUGUCGGGGG